Messenger RNA from Scomber japonicus (chub mackerel), 1491 nucleotides. RefSeq names its product cytochrome P450 2F2-like. Gene Ontology annotation, biological process: xenobiotic metabolic process. The record is from RefSeq and is a predicted model, not a curated record. The coding region runs from base 25 to 1491 and encodes 488 amino acids. Gene Ontology annotation, cellular component: intracellular membrane-bounded organelle; cytoplasm. Lineage: Eukaryota; Metazoa; Chordata; Actinopteri; Scombriformes; Scombridae. Gene Ontology annotation, molecular function: oxidoreductase activity, acting on paired donors, with incorporation or reduction of molecular oxygen, reduced flavin or flavoprotein as one donor, and incorporation of one atom of oxygen; iron ion binding; heme binding. The transcript is spliced from 11 exons.
CGGAUCAGCCUAAUCCAUUCCACCAUGUUUGUUUCUUUCAUCCUACUAUGUCUCUGUGUUUUCAUCUUUGUCCUCUGUCUCAAAUGUCAAAGACCAGAGAACUUUCCUCCAGGACCUCCUCCACUGCCAUUCCUGGGGAACCUGUUGGACCUCAGCCUGGACAACCCCAUAAAGGACUUUGAGAGGCUGAGGAAGUGCUAUGGAAACAUCUACACUCUGUUCAUUGGGCCCAAACCAGCCAUAGUCAUCAAUGGGGUGCAGGCCAUGAAGGAGGCUAUGAUCACCAAGGCUGUUGAUUUUGCUGGACGACCCCAAGACAUCUUUGUCACUCACCUCACUCAGAACGGAGUGGUUCUGGCAGACUACGGCUCUAGUUGGAAGGAGCACCGUCGCUUCGCUUUGAUGACCAUGAGGAAUUUUGGUCUGGGAAAACAUUCCAUGGAGCAGAGGAUUCUGGGAGAGUUAAACUAUACAAUAGAAACACUGGAAAAGAGCAUUGGUAAAACUUUGAGCCCUCAAGUUAUGUUUCAUAAUGCGGCCUCUAACAUCAUCUGCCAAAUUCUGUUUGGUACACGUUAUGACUAUGAUGAUGACUUCAUCAAAGUAGUUGUUCAGUGCUUCAAGGAAAACUCCAAGAUAGCUAAUGGACCCUGGGCUAUGCUGUAUGACUCCAUUCCUAUGAUUCGAAACCUGCCGCUGCCCUUCAUGAAGGCCUUUAAGAACAUUAAGACUUGUAACAAAUUUGCAAGUCGUCUGAUCGCUGAGCACAAGGAGACCAGAGUCCCUGGGCAACCACAAGACUUUCUAGACUGCUACCUGGAUGAACUGGAAAAGAGAGCAUAUGAUGGCUCUUCUUUUUCAGAAGAUCGACUCAUCAUGUUCGUGUUAGAUCUUCACUUUGCUGGGACUGACACUACCUCCAACACCCUGCUAACUGGUUUCCUCUACCUCAUGACCCACCCACAUAUACAAGAGAAAUGUCAGCAGGAAAUAGACCAGGUGUUGGAAGAGAAGGAUCAUGCCAGUUAUGAUGACAGACACAGUAUGCCUUACAUGCAGGCUGUGAUCCAUGAAGUCCAGAGGAUAGCCAACACUGUUCCUCUCAGCAUUUACCACUCUACAACUAAAGACACAGAGCUCAUGGGAUAUUCUCUACCAAAGGGAACGCUGAUCAUCCAAAACCUGAAUUCAGUGCUGAAUGAGGAGGGACAGUGGAAAUCCCCUCAUGAAUUCAACCCAGAAAACUUCCUGAAUGAGCAGGGAGAGUUUGUUAAGCCGGAGGCCUUCAUGCCUUUUUCUGCAGGUCCCCGCAUGUGUCUGGGAGAGGGUCUGGCCCGUAUGGAGCUCUUCCUCAUCAUGGUGACUCUGCUGAGGAAGUUCCAGUUCAUCUGGCCCGAGGACGCAGGACAGCCAGACUACACUCCAGUCUAUGGGGUGACUCUGUCUCCCAAACCUUACCGCUUGAAGGUCCAACCCAGGCCUGCACAGUAG